AUGAGUAACAAGACAUUAACUAAGUAUAAGAUAGUAUUUCUUGGGGAACAAGGUGUUGGUAAAACAUCUCUAAUCACACGAUUUAUGUAUGAUACAUUUGAUGAACAUUAUCAAGCUACUAUUGGGAUUGAUUUUCUUUCGAAAACCAUGUAUUUGGAUGAUAAAACAAUUCGAUUACAAUUAUGGGAUACUGCUGGUCAGGAAAGAUUCCGUUCUUUGAUUCCUUCAUAUAUCCGUGAUUCUCGAGUGGCAAUUGUUGUCUAUGAUAUUACUAAAAAAAAAUCAUUUGAAUAUAUUGAUAAAUGGAUUCAAGACGUCAAGAAUGAAAGAGGAGAUGAUGGAGUGAUUCUUUGUAUUGUGGGGAACAAGAGCGAUUUAUCGGAUCAAAGACAAGUAUCUAAUGAAGAGGGAGAAAAUAAAGCCAAAUUAUUGGGAGCAGAUAUAUUUAUGGAAACUUCUACUAAAGCGGGCUAUAAUGUCAAGAAUUUAUUUAAAAAGAUUGCCAAGUCUUUACCAGAGUUUGAAAAUACAGAAGGUAAUCCCUUAGAGAAUGAAGAAAGAGCGGGUGUCAUUGAUAUUGGAGAGAAUGAAGAGCCCAAACAAGAAGCUGGAUGCCAAUGUUAG
Messenger RNA from Henningerozyma blattae CBS 6284, 624 nucleotides. It is a transcript of the gene YPT6, whose product is annotated as Rab family GTPase YPT6. The record is from RefSeq and is a predicted model, not a curated record. The transcript has a single exon. The coding region runs from base 1 to 624 and encodes 207 amino acids. Gene Ontology annotation, molecular function: GTPase activity; GTP binding. NCBI's taxonomy places the organism in Eukaryota, Fungi, Ascomycota, Saccharomycetes, Saccharomycetales, Saccharomycetaceae.